AUGAAGAAUGGUCGGGGAGUCUACUACGACGUCUUCGGCCUAGUCCACCAAAACGGGCUCUUCUACCUGGACAGCAUGCGGAUCUUUACCACUGGGAGUGUGGACGAGAGCAGGUUAAGGGACAUCCUAAGGGAGGCGGACGUCAAUAUAAAGCGGAUCAGACUCCUGGGGAACGAUCCGAGUAAAGACCGUAGGACCUGGGCAGCUGAGGCCCUGCAGCAUCAGAAGGUCGGCAUCGAUGACAAUUUAACACAGGCAGGGAGGGUCGAGAGAAAGUGCCUGGCCCCGCUGCGGCAGGACAUCAUGCGACAAGGUGCGAUCCCAGUCUGGAGGAACGGGGCCGAGCUAUACAUAAAGGAGCGACCAGGCGGAAAAGCGCAGCCGUAUGGACCCGGAAUGAUACCGACAGCGACCUGGGCAGCGCGGAGUACGGUGCCGACGGAGGCGAUAGCGAUUGAGAAGGGACUGCAGCUGCCGAGCAGGGAGCUGACGGCAGUGAAUAUGUCGGUGGCAACGCAGGAGGCGGUGAAGGAGGGGCCAUCGGCAGCAGGGGCCCCGGAGGUGGCACCUCGGGAGUGGCAGCAGCAGCUACGACUGCAGCAGCCGGGAAGGGGUGUGUACGGGGCUCCAAGAUGGCGGCCGCAGGGUCUGCAGCUCCGGCCGUCGCAGGGGCAGCAAACCCAACGGCAGCUAUUGCACCAGCGACCACCUUGUGGGCGUGUGGUGUGCGGGCAUCGCUAUCCCCAUCCGUGGCCUGAAGGGCAGGGCCGGCAGUGA
This is a messenger RNA of Volvox carteri f. nagariensis, 777 nucleotides long. RefSeq lists its product as uncharacterized. The record is from RefSeq and is a predicted model, not a curated record. The transcript has 2 exons. NCBI's taxonomy places the organism in Eukaryota, Viridiplantae, Chlorophyta, Chlorophyceae, Chlamydomonadales, Volvocaceae. Bases 1 to 777 code for a protein of 258 amino acids.